AUGAACUAUCGUCGCACUACAACACGUUUCGACGAUGUUCUCAUUAUUGUGUCAUUGACAGGCAUCUAUUUGUAUUCGAUCUUCAGUGCUUUCGCUAUCAUGAGCAACUUGACUUCAUCAACAUGGAUCGUCUAUGUUAAAUUAGCAGUGAUUAUUUUAGAGUUUGUCGAAGGUACCAUUCACGCAUUGUUCGUUCUCAUUGUAUUGCGCAAAUGUCUGAGACCAACGAGCAAACAUAAAUAUCCGGCACGUGGAAUGAUCACUCUACUGAUUAUACUUGAUCUGAGUCUCUGGUUUCAAAAAACGACAACAACGACUAAACAUGAAGCUAAUACAACUCAACUGGACUUCUACCACGUUAUUCCAUGGUCGAUCAUUGCUGCAAUCGCUACACCUCUUCAAAUAUUUUUUCGUUUUCAUGCAUCCGUCUGUCUUUCAAGUGUAUGGGGAGAUAUGUACCAGUUACCGGUCUAUGAACCAGUGUCUCCUAAUGACUUAUGA
This is a messenger RNA of Rotaria sordida, 501 nucleotides long. NCBI's taxonomy places the organism in Eukaryota, Metazoa, Rotifera, Eurotatoria, Philodinida, Philodinidae. The record is from the annotation of a GenBank genome assembly.